Molecule: messenger RNA, 408 nt
Organism: Fraxinus pennsylvanica
Lineage: Eukaryota; Viridiplantae; Streptophyta; Magnoliopsida; Lamiales; Oleaceae
Source: the annotation of a GenBank genome assembly
AUGAAAGGAAGAGCUGAAGCUGAAGUUUCGAGAAUUGGAAGCAGUUUCUUAUGGAGCAAUUUAGGAGUUGGUCAUGUCCUAUAUUUCUUGAAUCAAGAUAUUAGAGAAGAUUUUCCUUAUUUUUCUCCUCUAAUUGUUUCGGGCGAUUUACUCUUUAUAAUCGUUCAAAGCAAAUGUAGCCACGCCACUUCCGAUGUCAAGCCUAGUUCUUAUUGUGCCAGGCUUCUUUACUGCAAGUACUUCAUCUAUGGAGAAGUCGAGGCCCCCAUCAUUGCCGGUCCAUCGGGUUUUCUCUCGUCCAGCAAGGUCAAAACAGUCGUUGCAAUUGUAAAAACCUUUCUGAGUAUGCAUACGAUUGAUGGGACACGAAUAGUUCUUGCAGGUAUAUGCUGUCCAAACAAUAGAUGA